AUGUCGUCGACGGACACAUCCAUGGCUGGGCGGGACGUGGUGCCCAACUCGACACAAACAGCACACCAUGGCAUGCGACCGUCGCUGGGUGCUUUCUUCCAUUGUCCAUUGAGAAGCUCACCAACUAGCCCCAUCACAAACUUUCUAUGGGGAUCACGGGUUACUGGCUCCGCCGGUACCAAACGUCGCGUAAGAUACGCGUUGGAGCGCGCCACAUCGAUGAGCGCGAGCGCCAACUUCUUGUGCCAGCGUUUGUACGAACACCCAUCGGCAGUUGAGAAUCGCCCGCAUAUUUGA
This is a messenger RNA of Phytophthora infestans T30-4, 297 nucleotides long. RefSeq lists its product as uncharacterized. The record is from RefSeq and is a predicted model, not a curated record. Bases 1 to 297 code for a protein of 98 amino acids. NCBI's taxonomy places the organism in Eukaryota, Oomycota, Peronosporomycetes, Peronosporales, Peronosporaceae. The transcript is spliced from 2 exons.